Messenger RNA from Anopheles darlingi, 1360 nucleotides. RefSeq names its product leukocyte elastase inhibitor-like. The record is from RefSeq and is a predicted model, not a curated record. The transcript has 3 exons. Bases 75 to 1304 code for a protein of 409 amino acids. NCBI's taxonomy places the organism in Eukaryota, Metazoa, Arthropoda, Insecta, Diptera, Culicidae. Gene Ontology annotation, molecular function: serine-type endopeptidase inhibitor activity.
UUCUCGCGUGUUCUUGCCGGUGUGUUUGUCAAUCCUUCGGGUGUUUUGCGGUCGUCUCCCAGCAUCCCCCUUUGAUGGUCUUUUCGGUGCUUCUAGCGGCCGGUGUGGCCAUCGAUAACCUCAUCGAUCCCCUGGCGGAUGGUGCGGUCGUCGCGGCGAAUCACACAUUUACGACCGCAUACUUCCAAGCAUGCUUCGAUCCGAAGGUGAAUCAUAUCGCCUCACCCUACCACAUCCGGCUGGUACUGUCGGCACUGUAUCCGUUGGCCGGGGCGGCCGUGCAGGAGGAUUUACGAGUAGCGUUCGGUCUCCCGGAGCAGGAGCACGAUGUCAUCGAGCAGCAGAAGCGUCUCACCGAGCAACUAACCGCGGUGGCCGCCGGUGAAAGACGCCAUUUACGGGCCCUACCGUUCGUGCUGGCCGAGGAAACGUUGGCACAGAGCGAGCUGUUCGAGCAGCGCUUCCUGCCUCUGCUACCGACUGCACCACCGGCCUUUGAGACGGUGGAUCUUACCGAUGACAUCCCGUCGGCGGCCGCCGUUAACAGCUACUAUCAGCGGGCUUCAAUCGAGAUCGAGGAUUUGGUCUGCGAAGGGGACGUAUUCUCGCUGCCACCCAACUGUUUUCGCUUCAUGCUGUUCAGCGGCGUCUCGGUACUGGCCCCGGUCGGUGUUCGGUUUGAUCCGACCGACACCGAAGUCGGUCCGUUCCGGUUCGUCAACGAACCGGAUCGCCAGGUACCGAUCAUGGCGACUAAGGCACGGUUACGCUACUGCCACCAGCAACUUCUUGGCGAUUUGCGGUGCAGUGUCGUCGAGCUGCUGUUUGCUGAACCGACGACCAUCGUCCUGCAGCUGCUGCUACCCGAUGAGGGCAGUGAGCUGAAGGAUCUGGUGGCCGCCUUGAACGCCGAGCAGCUGGCCAGCAUCGAACGGAACCUGCGACAUCGCACGGUCGAGGUUAAGCUACCCAGUUUUAUGGUGCGCGAGAAAACGGACACACGCGAACCGAUGAAAAAGCUCGGCUAUGGUGGUGUGUUCGAGAUCGAGGAUUUAAAGAUCUUCCGGGAACCGGAGCGGGUACGGUUGGAUGGCUUCUAUCAGCACUGUUAUCUGGCGGUCGGUGAGAGCGCCGGAGAGGCACCACCGGUGGCCAGUGAUGGCGCAGCUGUCGGCCCGUCGACACCGGAAGUGAAGUUCCAUGCGAAUCGCCCGUUUUUGUUCCUGGUGCGUCGCAGCGAGGACGGAAAUGUGCUACUAAUUGGUCACUUUUCCCGAUACAUCGAUCCGGAUGAACAGUGGUGAGAUCAAAGUGACCUCUGAACGAACGGCAAAUGUUUGCAAAUAUACGAAGUAUAAAA